AUGUCAAAGCAUUUUGCUAAGGUUACUGGUGGGGUUGUAAAGUUUGUGGGUGGAGGAGAUAAAAUUGUCCCUUUCGCUGUAAAUAAUAAGAUAGCUGUAGAAAGAUUGUUGUUCUUAUACGUGAAAAAGUGUAACGAAGUUGACUGCCUCGUCGGCCGAGUGGUUGCAAUUGCGACUGCUGGGAAAGAAGUCUCAAAGUCAAAGAAAUUCAAGUUCUGUUCGGACGGCGACUGUCCGUUGUGGGCGCUGGCGGCACUGCACGCCCUCUCCAGCGUACCAGCCGCCCUGUUCCGGACUCUGCUACAGCAUGUUAUGGAGGAACAACCUGACGACGGUAUCAUGGAAAUCCUGAAAGACACGAGUUUAUCAUCCCGCGACGAAUGCGCCCGUGCCGCGGCUGUCAUCCGCUGGGUUGUGCAGCAGUCCUGUGCUUGUGCAUGCACGGGUGCACAGCUCACUCGCGACUUGCUCGUGCUGGGUGUACCUCGGACUCAUGCCAGCGCACUAGCCGAUGCAGUGGACAACUACAGGCCGGAGCAUGUGGCGCAUGUUGAGGCUAAUGGUUUCAUGAUAAACAAGCUGACAGAUGUGACAACGACUCCUGGACCUGAAGGGACAGUGGACACCUUUACCCUGACACUGCACAGCAAUGACGUAUUCACAGGAGAACAGCAGAAGAAGGAACUUCUUAUUGAGAAGUCUCAAGCUAUGAAUCUUCUUGAAGAUCUCAAGAAAGCGUAUAAGAAGAUGGAAGAAGUUGAAGAGUAGAAAAGAAAGAUUUUUGGCUGUCUUUGUAAAUUCUUGUUUUUAAGCUAAUUGUAGCUUGAUGGAAUAUUUUUGUCUAAGGGCCC
Molecule: messenger RNA, 851 nt
Organism: Spodoptera littoralis (African cotton leafworm)
Lineage: Eukaryota; Metazoa; Arthropoda; Insecta; Lepidoptera; Noctuidae
Source: the annotation of a GenBank genome assembly